AUGGGUUCUGGCGGUAGAAGACAGGAGGCCAUCAACGAUGACGAAGAGAUCGCACUGGAAGGUGAUCCUCAGGCGAAGCCUCCACAGGGUCGACCCGCGUCAGAGAGUGCAGCCUGGGACUAUGUAUACGGACUACUGGAGAAACACGAUAGAGAGAUGAUCAAGCAAUACUCGGAAAGUAUUGACAACCUGCUCAUAUUCGCCAGUUUAUUUUCUGCGGUCCUCUCGACGUUCCUAUUUGAAGCCUACGACAACAAUCGACUCACUGUUCAACUGCUCUACAACGAACCGCUGCAACUCCAGCAGAUGUCGACGAGUCAGAUUGCACCUGCGUCUUUCGAUCCUCUCAGUGCUCUGUUCCGAGUCAACUCUAAACUUGGACGAGGUCAACGUCGUCUGGCUCCUAAGCCUCACCCUCACCGUCUCUUCCUCUCUCACGCUAUCCAGCUGCGAACGAUCCGCUACGAUGCCUUCCUGCUGUGGAAGGUCCCCGUAAUCGUAUACAAAUCGCCGUCGUUCUAUUCUUCGCGAGGCUUGUCAUCCUGCCAUGGCCGAUCAUCACCGCCGUUUCUGAAUCACUCUGCAUCGCCUCCGGGGUUACCAUGGUCUUAG
Punctularia strigosozonata HHB-11173 SS5 is the source of this 612-nucleotide messenger RNA. RefSeq lists its product as uncharacterized. The transcript is spliced from 4 exons. Lineage: Eukaryota; Fungi; Basidiomycota; Agaricomycetes; Corticiales; Punctulariaceae. The record is from RefSeq and is a predicted model, not a curated record. The coding region runs from base 1 to 612 and encodes 203 amino acids.